Hypomesus transpacificus is the source of this 1853-nucleotide messenger RNA. RefSeq names its product zinc finger DHHC-type containing 24 (gene zdhhc24). Gene Ontology annotation, molecular function: protein-cysteine S-palmitoyltransferase activity. The coding region runs from base 280 to 1155 and encodes 291 amino acids. Gene Ontology annotation, biological process: protein targeting to membrane; peptidyl-L-cysteine S-palmitoylation. NCBI's taxonomy places the organism in Eukaryota, Metazoa, Chordata, Actinopteri, Osmeriformes, Osmeridae. The transcript has 4 exons. Gene Ontology annotation, cellular component: Golgi apparatus; endoplasmic reticulum. The record is from RefSeq and is a predicted model, not a curated record.
AACCUAGUCUUUCGCCAAAUAAUGUACACUCUUUGGUUUCGCUUGUAUUAUCAGAAAACAAGCACCGGUUUACCAGAAUUGAUUAUCAUGGUCAAUACCUCGAUGUUUACAAGAUAAUUUGUACCUUUUUGUAAAACCUUUUUGUAUUGUGUAUGAUUAGAAAAUAAAAGGCUCCCAACGUUUGGAUUACAAACAUGUUGCUUGUCCGUCCAUGAAAAUCAUCCCCUAUUUGACGUCAGACUGAAUCAGUGGAACUGUCAAAGGAACAACGCGCACAAUAUGACCAGUUUUGCGAGUGGAGUGUACUGUCGUGUUGAAAGGGUAUGUCGCCAUCUGCCCAUUGUCCUGAACACCGUACUGGUCUUUUCCAUCACUGCAGAAGUGAGCUAUUUGGUUCUGGUAGGAGCGCCCCUGGAAGCGGAACAGAAAAAGACCCAGUGGUCUACCGUGUGGAAGUCACUACACCUGCUUGCACAAUACUUUAUGCUUGGAAACAUUACUUGGAAUGCCUCACUCUUCCUCAAGACUAGUCCUAGCAUUCGGGGAGUGUUCCUUGGUGGAGAGGCAGUGGGACAAGGCUGGAGGUACUGCUACACGUGUGAGACGCACACUCCCCCGCGCUGCUCCCACUGCUAUGAUUGCAAAGUGUGUGUUCUGCGGCGAGACCACCACUGUGUGUUCUUCGGCCAGUGCGUUGGCUUCCGGAACUACCGCUACUUCCUGAGCUGCCUGCUGUUCAUGUGGGCGGGGCUUCUUUAUGCGGUGGUGAUGAACGCUGAGGUGUUCAUCGUCAUCCUGAAGGAGGGGGUCAGCCUGCACAGUGUCCUGCUGCUGGUCAUGCCCUGGAUCAUGCUGGUCUCCGGCCAAGUGUCGGCACGGGCGUUUGCCUUUGCCUUCAUCGCUGACACCUGUGUGGUGGGCUUUCUGCUGGUGGCCUCCUUCCUCUUCUUCCACAUUUUCCUGCUCCUGCGAGGGCAGACGACCCGUGAGUGGUACUCCAAACGCAGGCCUUAUAACCUGGGCGUGGUGGGCAACCUGCGCCACUAUCUUGGCCUCCGCUGGUACCUCUGUUGGCUCUGCCCCCUCAUCCCCUCCCCCCUGCCCGGGGACGGUAUCUACUUCCAGGUCACUGGGUCGCUGGAACCUGCCCGGUAAACCCCUGCUCUCCCUGCCCUGUAUGCUGAGAAGGCAGCUCUAAAUCAUAGGCAGCAGUGUUCAUGGUAAAUCUGGUAUUUUGACCAAGUGUCGGAAGCAGCUCUAAUAAUAUGAUAUAAUAUACUGUUUACUUUCCUAAGCUUGUAUAAUCAGCCUCAUACUGAUUAUACAAGCCAGGGAAGGUAAACUGUGGAAUCUGCAGUGUUUACAGAGCCUUGGAGCUUUAAAGUAGAAUUGGAAUUUGACACUGAAAACAAUAAGGUUUUGAUUGAUGAUCAAUUGAUUCAAUCUUUUUCAAGGUCUCCUGUGAAAAUAAGUUCUGACUCAACCACGCCAUCUAUAGAUCAUCCGGUGACCAUACAGGAGUUGUUGUCAGUCCUGCUGUUUUUAAUAAUCUGUUCUUAUAUACAGUAUGUGUGGGUGUUUGAUGAUGACACUUUCAUUAUGCUCUGGUCUCAUUUACAGUGCCAAUUUUGAUUACGGUUGUUUUUAAUGUGUUUUUCCCCCAACGUUUGUCUUUGCCUUUUUGUAUGUACUCCUUGAUUGCAGCCAAAACAGAUGUGUCAUUUUCCCUGUUGGUCAUUUCAACGUGGAAAAUUAUGUUGAUUAUCAGUAGUAUUUUGCUGACAUUUUCUGAAAAUACUGUAUUAUUUUGUUUGUUUUAAAAGGGUAAUAAAGGAUUAUAUUAGCCAUCGGAA